AUGGAGAGCCAGCCAAGUUUUCGACGUAUAGGUGCUGGAUUUUGCGGCACAGUGUGGGCUUUAAUGCCCAGUGAUACUGUCCUGCAGGGCGAUGCCUUCAAGCGAGAAGACGGGGGCCCUGGAAGGUCCCUCAAGAAGGAGUUCAAGAUGCACAAGAUCAUACUGAAUGCCAUGGAGCAAUAUCAAAAGACUCCUCCUGUCUCCAUACCCAGAUGCCACCAGUUCAUUGACCCCGAAGAUGCUUGGUGGACUGAGAAUUUGGAAAAGUUCCCCCAUGGAUAUUCCCCCUGCAACACCAUUCGAUCCGACCGCAUCCCCCCUGUUGGCGAGCCGACCCGAGAACUAUUGAUCGAGAAGUUUUGUCCUGCACCGCUAAUAUCGGAAAUAAAGGCCAGUGAUGUCAACAGAGACUGUCUCAUACGCCUAUACCUCGGAAGAUGCAGGUUCAGCUCACGGCCAAAGUCACCCUUCAUGGCUUUCUCUCUUCGGAACUUCCCACUGCACCUCGACCAGAUGCAGGAACUUGAGAUACCGCCCGCUGACCUCCUCACCUACUCUCACUUGAUGGCAGAGACUCUGGCAAUACUUCAUUGGAUAGGCAAGACUGACGCCAACGAUGUGGAGUUUGUCCUGGCACCACCACGGAACAACUCAAAGUCAACAGUAAUAUCGAACUGCCUUGGGGAACACACAUUAUGGAUCCUCGACUUUGACUGCUGUAACGACAUCUCACUGGAUAGCCAAGGGGUCGAUCAAGCAGUUAGGGCUUUUGUUAAAAAUGACCCUUUCUAUCCACGUCCAACCUCCAGUCUUGAUCUGUGGUCAGCAUUUCGACUCCGGUACAUUGAAACAAGCAACAACAUACUCGAGGGGGCAGCUGAUAAGUCUCUCCUUGAGCUUCCGGUCCGGUUCAUCAACGCUGUCGAAGCUGCAUUCUAA
Molecule: messenger RNA, 939 nt
Organism: Nannizzia gypsea CBS 118893
Lineage: Eukaryota; Fungi; Ascomycota; Eurotiomycetes; Onygenales; Arthrodermataceae
Exons: 1
Coding region: 1-939 (312 amino acids)
Source: RefSeq, a predicted model, not a curated record